AUGCAACUCCAUUUUAAUACCACUGAUCUCUGGAGGGCUACCUGCAAAGGAGUCCAUAGAGCCUACUGUAUUUUAUUGAAGAAGAUGUCUAAUAGUAACACUACUCAAGAGACCUUGGAAAUAAUGAAAGAAUCAGAAAAAAAGCUGGUAGAAGAAUCUGUAAGCAAAAACAAGUUUAUAUCUAAGACUCCAAGUAAAGAAGAAAUUGAGAAAGAGAGUGAAGAAACCAGUUUCCGUCAGGAGACACAGAGGCGGACAUCCAACCAUGGUCAUGCCAGGAAAAGAGCCAAGUCUAAUUCCAAGCUCAAGUUGGUACGCAGCCUGGCAGUGUGUGAAGAGUCUUCUGCCCCAUUUGGUGACGGGCCACUAGAAACCCAGGAUAUAAUUCAGUUGCACAUCAGCUGCCCCUCUGACAAAGAGGAAGAAAAAUCCACAAAGGAUGUCUCUGAAAAGGAAGACAAGGACAAAAACAAAGAAAAGGUUCCAAGGAAGAUGCUGUCUAGAGACUCCAGCCAAGAAUAUACGGACUCCACUGGAAUAGACCUACAUGAAUUUCUUAUAAACACACUGAAAAAGAACCCAAGGGACAGAAUGAUGCUGCUAAAAUUAGAACAAGAGAUUCUGGAAUUUAUUAAUGACAACAAUAACCAGUUCAAGAAGUUCCCUCAGAUGACCUCAUAUCACCGGAUGCUAUUACACCGGGUAGCUGCCUAUUUUGGGAUGGACCACAAUGUUGAUCAAACUGGAAAAGCUGUUAUUAUCAACAAAACCAGUAACACAAGAAUCCCUGAACAGAGGUUCUCAGAACAUAUAAAGGAUGAGAAGAAUACAGAAUUUCAACAGAGAUUCAUUCUCAAGAGAGAUGAUGCCAGUAUGGACCGAGAUGAUAACCAGAUCAGAGUUCCAUUGCAGGAUGGAAGGAGGAGCAAGUCAAUAGAAGAGAGAGAGGAGGAAUAUCAAAGGGUCCGAGAGAGAAUAUUUGCCCGAGAGACUGGCCAGAACGGAUAUCUAAAUGACAUCAGGGGGAACCGUGAGGGGCUAAGCCGCACCUCAAGCAGCCGCCAGAGCAGCACAGACAGCGAACUCAAAUCCCUGGAGCCACGGCCUUGGAGCAGCACAGACUCUGAUGGCUCUGUUCGAAGCAUGCGGCCCCCUGUCACCAAAGCCAGCAGUUUCAGCGGGAUCUCUAUCCUCACCCGGGGUGACAGCAUUGGGAACAGUAAAGCUGGCAGUGCAGGAAGAAUCUCCAGGCCAGGUAUGGCUCUAGGUGCCCCAGAAGUGUGCAACCAAGUCACCUCAUCCCAGUCUGUCCGGAGCCUUCUCCCCUGUACUGCCCAGCAACAGCAGCAGCAACAGCAGCAGCAGCAGCUUCCUGCUCUCCCACCCACGUCUCAGCAACAGCCACCCUUGAAUAAUCACAUGAUCUCACAGGUAGAUGACCUCAGCAAUCCCUUUGGACAGAUGAGCCUUAACCGCCAAGGUUCUACUGAAGCAGCUGACCCAUCUGCAGCUCUGUUCCAGCCCUCACUUAUCUCCCAGCACUCUCAGCAGACUAGCUUCAUCAUGGCUUCCACAGGACAGCCCCUCCCCACUUCCAACUAUUCCACCUCUAGCCAUGCAACACCUACUCAGCAAGUCCUGCCACCCCAGGGCUAUAUGCAGCCUCCUCAGCAAAUCCAGGUUUCUUACUAUCCCCCUGGACAGUAUCCUAACUCCAACCAGCAAUAUCGACCUCUCUCUCACCCGGUGGCCUACAGCCCCCAACGUGGUCAACAGUUGCCUCAGCCAUCCCAACAGCCUGGUUUACAGCCCAUGAUGCCUAACCAGCAGCAGGCGACUUACCAAGGCAUGAUAGGGGUCCAGCAACCACAGAACCAGGGCCUGCUCAGCAACCAGAGGAGUGGCAUGGGGGGCCAGAUGCAAGGCCUGGUGGUUCAGUAUACUCCACUGCCUUCUUACCAAGUCCCAGUGGGUAAUGACUCACAAAAUGUAGUCCAGCCGCCUUUCCAGCAACCCAUGCUGGUCCCUGCAAGCCAGUCUGUGCAAGGGGGUCUCCCGGCAGGGGGUGUGCCAGUGUACUACAGCAUGAUCCCUGCGGCUCAGCAGAACGGUACAAGCCCUUCUGUGGGAUUUCUACAGCCUCCUGGCUCUGAGCAGUACCAGAUGCCUCAGUCUCCCUCUCCUUGCAGCCCACCACAGAUGCCACAGCAGUUCUCAGGAGUUUCACCUUCUGGACCAGGUGUGGUGGUCAUGCAGCUGAAUGUCCCUAAUGGACCCCAGUCUCCCCAGAACCCAUCCAUGGUCCAGUGGAGUCACUGUAAAUACUACAGCAUGGACCAGCGGGGGCAGAAACCUGGAGACCUGUACAACCCUGACAGUAGCCCGCAGGCCAACACACAAAUGAGUAGCAGCCCCGUCACGUCUCCUACCCAGUCUCCAGCACCCUCUCCUGUCACCGGCCUCAGCAGUGUCUGCACAGGACUCAGUCCCCUUCCCGUCCUUACACAGUUCCCCCGGCCCGGGGGUCCAGCACAAGGUGAUGGGCGCUACUCUCUCUUGGGCCAGCCAUUACAGUAUAAUCUGUCCAUCUGCCCUCCUUUGCUCCAUGGCCAGUCGACUUACACAGUGCACCAGGGACAGAGUGGAUUGAAGCAUGGAAACCGGAGUAAGAGACAAGCUCUCAAAUCUGCCUCCACUGACCUGGGGACAACGGAUGUCGUCCUGGGGCGGGUGCUGGAGGUGACAGAUCUUCCUGAGGGCAUCACUCGUACGGAGGCGGACAAACUCUUCACUCAGCUCGCCAUGUCCGGCGCCAAGAUCCAGUGGCUCAAGGAUGCUCGGAGGCUGCCUGCUGGGGGCGGGGGGGACAGUAGUGGGACUGCUGAGAAUGGUCGCCAUGCAGACCUUGCUGCCUUGUACACCAUUGUGGCUGUGUUUCCCAGCCCCCUGGCUGCCCAAAACGCCUCCCUUCGCCUCAACAACUCCGUGAGUCGCUUCAAACUUCGAAUGGCCAAAAAGAACUAUGACCUGAGGAUCCUGGAGCGAGCCAGCUCCCAAUAA
Messenger RNA from Pipistrellus nathusii (Nathusius's pipistrelle), 3060 nucleotides. The record is from the annotation of a GenBank genome assembly. Lineage: Eukaryota; Metazoa; Chordata; Mammalia; Chiroptera; Vespertilionidae.